Molecule: messenger RNA, 1403 nt
Organism: Paramecium octaurelia
Lineage: Eukaryota; Ciliophora; Oligohymenophorea; Peniculida; Parameciidae
Source: the annotation of a GenBank genome assembly
AUGAUAGGAUAAAGCAAAACUGAGUUACAUUAAGUCUUUAAGAGCUUCGAUAAAGAUGGAAGUGGAUUUGUAGAUAAGUCAGAGCUUCAUGCAAUAGCCUAAUAACUCAAUCAGGAACUCAGCAAAGAAGAGGUUGAUAAGGUAUGGUUAUUGUAUUAUACUUUAGUUAAUGUCAGUUGUAGAUAUAAAUAAAGAUGGUCAAAUAUCGUUCGAUGAGUUUUGGAAUUGGUGGCAAUUCGGAAAAAAUGGGCAUUUAGAAAAACUAGUAUUUACGAAACUGAAGCUUAUGAAUUUACUUAAGAAGGUUAACUCAUAAUUCACAAGAUUUGGAAUUUCUAUCUUCGAAAAAUAAGAUAAUACUUUUGAUCACCAUUAUUGGGCAAUAAAUUAUGGUGAUUAACCCUGUCAUUUAAGAGUUGAUAGCACAAUCUUAUAUAAUGGGAAAGGAAUUGCAGAAGCCUUAAAUAAUGAAAACAAAGCAUUAAAGGGAGUCUAAUUAACUCCAGGGAAGUUUUUCGAUAUAACCUUGAUGAUUCGAGCUCUGUAACCUGAAGUAGCAAAACAAAAGUUUUAAGAAUUAUACAAUGACUUUAUGUAAAAAUUAUAAAAGGAUGAAUCUUCAGAAUCAUAAGAAGUUAUUGAAUUUCUUUCAAAGUGUGACUUGAAAGUUACAUCAAAUACAGAUAGUGUAAUUGAUUUAUGUAUUAUUCUAGAUCAUUAUCCAAUUUACAGUCAAACAUCCCUUAGUCUAGGAUUUUAUUGAGACCUAAUACACUCCUUUUUCAGAAUAAUUGGGUGAGGAUCUUGAAGUUUAGGUAGAAUUCAAUGUUGGUGUAAAAAAUGGAUUGAAAAAGAUGAUGAAAAAGAAUUAAAUUUUUAUCAAGUAUUUGCUAGAAGGUUUCUUGGUUGAAUUCAAAACUAAAUUUAAUUCAUCUCUUGCUAAAAAGGUAUUCAAUUUGGGGCUUUUUAUGCUUUAACAAGCACAAUCAAAGAAAAUGCAAUAAAAAAAGGUCCUUUCGAAAUAUAAAUAAGCAUUUACAUUCCCACUCCUUUUUAAACACUCAAAAUUUCAUUUACAAUUUAAAAAUAUGGAAGAUGUGGAUGCUUUCCUAAAAUCUCUAGGUCUAGAGGAACUAGUCGAAGAUUAACCUAAUGCAAGGGAUUUAUUACAGGAGAUUAUUUAAGAGGAUGAAAUACAAGAAUUUAAAAACCCAGAAGAAGAUGCAUACAUCAUCUAUUAAUUUUAUUAAUUUGGAAAACAAUACUUGAUUGCUAAAGGAUUAGCCUUUGCAUAAUUUCCAAACGGAAUUGCUAAAUUUGAAUUCAAUUUUGAAGGAUUAGCUGAUGUUAUGGAAUGCAUAUUUAGAGAAGAUGCAGAAAACUAAAAGAAGAAAUAGAAAUGA